UUCUCCGCUCCAAGCACAGUGUUAACGUCACUGGUUUGAAACACCACAACAAUUCUCAAAUCUCUGUACAUGGAGUGAAGGCUGGAACGACAUUUUCGUAGCUGAGGACUGCGGUGUGGCUUGCACUAUUUAGUGCUGCCACACAGAACACGGCAUUGUGACUCCAUUUUUGCGCAUCCAACCCUUGCAUUCCCUCUGCUUCCUUUUAACUAAAUCAAAUACUAAUAUAAAACCCUACCCUCCCUUUCCCAUUCUCUUUGGCUGCUCAACUGGAGAUGGUGUUGGACUUGGUUUUCUGGCUUCUCUCUUUACUUGCGAACUUUGGCCUCCUCGCUAUGGUCUUUCACGAGCUUUUGUGCUUAACGGACUUGGAGGCUGACCAUAUGAAUCCCUUCGAAGCAACAGCUUCCAUUAACAAGUGGAUUCUGCCUGAGUUUGUGUUGCAAGGGGUUAUCUGCAUUCUCUUCCUUUUGACAGGACACUGGGUUAUGUUUCUCAUGGCAGCACCCCUUACUAUCUAUCAUGUGAUGCUGUUUAUGAAACGAGAGCAUCUUAUUGAUGUCACUGAAGUUUUCAGAAAUCUUAAUUCUCAGAAGAAGUUUAGACUGAUCAAGCUUGGUAUCUACUUGAUUUUCUUCGCCAUUUUAAUGUUCAGGAUUACAUUGAAUGCUUUCUACAUUCUAAGAAAUGAAGAUGAUGAGUGAUGACAUUCAGUGUAUUUUGACCGCUACGGCUUCAGGAGUGAUAGCUGCUUGUAAGUGGGUUUUUAAAUCCCUGAAUCAUGUGAAAGGAAGUGAAUUGUAGCAUAUACAAAAUUAGAUGUAUUCAAACUUUCAUUUUAGGAUGAGUUUCAUUGAACUGUUUUUGACAUGGUGAACUUUGAUCUCAAGUGUUCCAAUGAUUCACAAAAUGCUUAUAGGCAUGAGUUUAUAAUUAGGUAGUUAAAACAAAGACUGACCUAUUAUAGACAGAACAUGUAUCAACUCAUGAUUCAACGGUGAUGCAUUCCUUUUUCUAAA
This is a messenger RNA of Hevea brasiliensis (rubber tree), 1019 nucleotides long. RefSeq names its product protein cornichon homolog 1. Lineage: Eukaryota; Viridiplantae; Streptophyta; Magnoliopsida; Malpighiales; Euphorbiaceae. Bases 276 to 704 code for a protein of 142 amino acids. The record is from RefSeq and is a predicted model, not a curated record. Gene Ontology annotation, biological process: vesicle-mediated transport. The transcript is spliced from 4 exons.